This is a messenger RNA of Wyeomyia smithii (pitcher-plant mosquito), 2611 nucleotides long. Its product is annotated as facilitated trehalose transporter Tret1-2 homolog. The record is from RefSeq and is a predicted model, not a curated record. Gene Ontology annotation, molecular function: transmembrane transporter activity. Gene Ontology annotation, biological process: transmembrane transport. Gene Ontology annotation, cellular component: membrane. NCBI's taxonomy places the organism in Eukaryota, Metazoa, Arthropoda, Insecta, Diptera, Culicidae. The transcript has 3 exons. The coding region runs from base 638 to 2113 and encodes 491 amino acids.
GCGCACUCGAUCGGUCUCGGAUUCGCGCGCGUUUCAUCAAAGAUCAGCCCUGGCACGUGGUUUGUAGCGUUAACGCUGUAAUCGUUCACAGUGAUUUGCGUGUCUGUUUUGCUUAUUUUGGGUGUCGUUAAGAGGCACGCUCAGAAGUGUGAUCGCGUACUUUCUGGUGGCGUUAUUCAACAUUUUGAUGCAGUGUAAACGGUUCCGAACAACCAAAGAAACAAUUAUCGCUUCCAGUGAAAGUAAUGUAUCUGUUAUCAAAUCGGAAGCCCAAGUUUGAGAAUUGCAGUUUCAUCCAGCUGACCGAAGAUAGAAUUGGUGUGCGAGGGGGACGACCUUGUCUUACGCCGGUUGCACCAGACCACUGACCAUCGCAUUGUUAAUGCUGACGUGAAGAAUAACGCUGGUUACGCCACUGGUGUUUGGCUGUUCAACCUCGCGGAAGAAGUGACGCUUGAGUGAGGCGCUGUGAGAUACAUGUGUCCGCAUUGCAAUAACGGUGCUGUGUGUUUGGGAAUCGACGGAUUGGCGGAUCUGUAGCAACAUUUAAGGGUUAAAGAUUAAUCGCUGAUCUAGGCCGCUGAUUGCAAUAUUUUCGAGUGUGUGUGUGUUGUGAUUGAUUUCGAUAAAACACAAAAUGGUCAUCAAAAAAGUAAUCCCGGACAAAGCGUUCAUUGAAAGCCAUGUCAUCUCAAAUAGGUUUUCCCCGCUAUCAAGACAGAUAAUAGCGGCAACGGGACCCAUCAUCUCAAGCGCUGCGGCCGGCAUGACGAACGGCUUCUCGGCGAUUCUACUGCCGCAACUACAGAAGCCGGAAAGUUCAAUACAGAUUACUAACGACCAGUCAUCUUGGAUUGCCUCGAUGGCCCCCCUACCGAUGGCGGCCGGUUGUCUAUUGGGGGGACUGCUCAUGGACAAGUUUGGUCGAAAAGUAACGCAUCUGAUACUAAAUAUAUCGUUCGCCGUGGGAUUUUGCGUUUUAUCGGUAGCGCAAAGCUAUGAUAUGAUUCUAGUUGGACGUUUCAUCACCGGAUUUAGUUGUGGACUAGUAGGCCCUCCGGCAUCCGUGUAUAUAGCGGAAACAAGUAACCCGAAGUAUCGCGGAAUUUUGCUGGCUGGUGUUACAUUUGCCGUUUCGUCCGGAAUUUUACUUUCCCAUUUGUUCGGAACGUUUUUCCAUUGGAAAAUGGCUGCUUUAUAUUGUUCGUUUUUCAUGGCUGUUAGUUACAUAUUUGUUGCAUUAUGUCCAGAAAGUCCUUGUUGGUUGCUGUCGAAGGGACAGCGGCAGGAGGCUGAAAUCGCAUUUCGAUGGCUUCGAGGUUAUGAUGCAGAAUCUACGAGGGAGCUUGACGAUAUGUUGGCCAAGAGUACUGGAUCAAAAGAACCUGGAAAAGCGCAAGAAAAGCAACCUUCAAGCUUGGAAAGUAUUCUGAAAAAAGAAUUCAUCAUCCCUCUAGUAACGUUAUUGGUGUUCUUUUUUACGAUGCAAUUCUCCGGAGUCAAUAUCGUCGCAUUUUAUUCAGUCUCACUUAUGAAAACCACAAUAGGUAGCAACAUCAACGAAUACCUUGCUAUGUUGAUAGUUGAUCUCGUCAGAGUAAUAACCUCUUUGUUCGCGUGUGUAUUGCUUCGAAUCUUCGGUCGUCGACCGUUAGCUGUGCUUAGCGGUUCAGGGACUACGAUCAGUUUGAUAGGUUUAUCGAUUUUCCUGUACUUCCAAACCAGCAUUCCGGUGUAUCAGAACUAUUCGUGGAUGUCGCUCAUAUUUCUGAUCAGCUAUAUCAUCUUCGUUGGAAUUGGAUUAUUUCCGCUGCCAUGGUGUAUGAGUGGAGAAAUGUUUCCCAUCGCUACCAGAGGAAUCGGAUCCGGGUUGACGUCUUCGUUCAACUUUGUUUGUUUCUUCGUGGUGAUAAAAACUGGACCGUCACUGUUAGAUUCCUUCGGUACCAAUGGAACGUUCAUGGUUUACGGUGUAAUUUCCCUAAUUGGAACGUUGCUUUUGUAUAUGAUUUUACCGGAGACAAAAAAUCGAACCUUGCAAGAGAUAGAGGACUCGUUCAAAGCUGGAUGGAAUCCAUCUAAAAAAGCUCAACGAGAAAGUGAUAAGGUGUGACGAAUUUAUUUUGCGACGUGAUAGAUUUUAUUUAGCUAGUAGAUUAUUAGAAAUGCAUCUCGUGAAGUCAUUCGCACAGUUUUGCUAUUUUUAAACUAUGUUGUUUUUUAUAUUUUUUGAGCAAUUUUUUAUUGUACUUUAGCGUUCGAGUUCACUCACAGUCUCCCUAAUAAGCAAACUUGUCAUGUAAAAAAAAAAAUAGGUUUAGUAUUUUAGUAUUUUAGAUUAGUUUUAUAACAAAUUGUUACUAUUGUAGUAAACUAUUUUUUUUUAAUAAAAGUGGCUCGAAUAUGCUGAUAGUUAAAAAAACGCUGAUAUGAUAAUCAUCAUUUUCAUAUGUCUAGGCAAUACUGACAAUUGAAGUUUAUUUUUAUUAAUAACGAAACCCUCUUACCAAAAUCAUUUUUUUCCAGCAAAGAAUAUACAAUGUCUUGAAAGUUAACUGCUCUCAAUUUCGUUCCAUUGCACAAUGGUCCAGAAACCGAAUUCAGGGGGAAA